GAAGAAGACAUCGAAACAACUGUGUUGAGAUUUUGAGCCGAGAUUGCGUCUCAGCCGGAAUCGUACAAUGGCGGUAGGAAGAUGAAGGUGAAGGUUCGUCUUUCCUCGACUCGAAAAUUCAUUUUGACGCUCGAGGACGAGACUCUGGGCGCUCUCAAGGCUCAGAUCAGGAAGUUCGUCCUUGAAGCUUACCAGGAGGAUGUCAGGGAGCCGCUGGCUGUCAGCCUCAACGGCACAGAUGCCCUGGUUGGCGGGGAUGACACCCGCCUGGCCAGUCUGGGGGUGGUGCCAGGGGACCUGCUGACUGUGCUGCAGCCCAGCUCUGGCAAGCAGGAGCCCCCUUCAGCUGCACCUCCACAGCGUCCCACAGCCCCCAAGGAAUGCCCCAAAGCCAAACAGAAGACACCCGACCCACCCCCAGCCACCCCUCCUGCACCCACACCACCCCUGGCCAGCCCUCCUGCAGCCAUCCCUGCCCCAGCCAAGCCCUGUGGGGCAGAGGUUGGAGGGGCAAUGAAGGAUGGGGAGGACAGGUGGCCGAGGGAGCCGCUGACAGAGGCGGUGGACGGGACAGCCCCCCCGGUCUUGGAGGAGCUAUUGGGGCAGUGUGGGCCGGCAGGGCUGAGUGGUGCCCUCAACCUGGUGCUGCACCUCACCAUGCUGGAGUGUGGCUUCCAGCUGGAUGGGGUGCCGCACCCUCCCCCAGGCUGGGCGGAGGCUGUGGCGGUGUUCCCGUACCGCAGCACGGCACACCACGCCUUCCGCUGCAAGCUGGUGCUGAUGGACGUGGGCUGGAACAAGCAGGUGAUGGCCAGCUUCCCGGAGCAGGCCGGGGAGGUGAAGCACAGCCUGGCCAUGGCCGACCACCUCAGGGGCCCUGCCAGUGGCCACGUGCUGGCCAAGGACCUGGUGGGGGUUGCCCAGCUGUCCCGGCAGUUGCGUGAUGCUGUGCUGCUGCCGCUGCAGGUGGCGGCCCAUCAGGCACUGGGGGUACCGGCACCGUGGCACCUGGCAGGCCUGCCUCAGGAGCUGGUGCUGGCCGUGGCCGCCCUUCUGGACUACAGGAGCGUGGUGGCACUGGCCAGCACCUGUCGGCGCCUGCAGGCUGUUCUGGCCGAUGACCGGCUGUGGCGUGACCUGUACUGCAGAGACUUCCCCGGCCAGGAGGAUGGGGCCACCCCAGUUGGAGGGGACUGGCGGACCAAGUACAGACAGGCCGAGCUGAACCGCAGGGAGCGAGAACGUCUGCUGAAGGAGGGACACUUUGUGGUGCCCGGCGUGUACCCACACAGCCCCUUCCUGCCCACGGUCCCUGGCCAGCCCAUGCCCUUCCAUCCACGUCCCAAUCCCUUCCUGGACCCAGACAGCCCUUACUUCCAGGGGGAGGUUCCUCAUAUGCCAGGGGUGUACCCAGACCUGCCUGAUCCCUUGGGACCCGGGGGACCCCUGGGGCCACUGCACCCAGGCCGGCCCCACCAGCCACCCUUCAUGCCAGGCCGUCCCAGGAAUCCUAGGGGGCCCAGGUUUGACUUCUUCAUGUGAAAAAACUGCUGAGCAGCAGCAGGCAUGCUGGGGCAGUGUGGUGUGCAGGUGCAGGCCGGGGAUAUAUGUGUACUAAAGCUGCAGUUGUGUGUGCAUGAAUGUGUGCAUAUUACUGUAUGUUGGGCGCCCACACAGGUGAUAUAAGAGCAGGGCAGCAGGUGACACCCUGCAGUGAUGGAGAUAGCCAGGCCAGCCACGGCUCCCUUACCCCAACAGGCUUGGGAACCAGGAAUGGGGAGCCUCGCCACCCUUGAUGCAGCACACACCAACACAUGGACAGCUGCUGGUGUUGUCUGUGCUGUGGGGUGCCCUGCAGGAGACAUUGUAAGGACUUGUGUGGGAGAAUUAAGUGUGGCUUCAUAUUUACUCUGUAAAGCUUCCCCUGCUCAUUUAUAUAAGCUUGACUGUCACAACUUUCAUUUCUGCCCCUCCAGCACAACACAGGACAGGAAGAGAAGCAUUAUUGUUGUGGAAAGGAGUCAGAUUACACACCCAUUGUUCCUUGCUGAGAGAUUGGAAGUGUAGCAUUAUAUUGCUGACUGUCAUUUCUUUCCCUCCACCACACAGCACACAAGAAAGAAAAGAUUGAAGUAUUGGUUUUACGAGUAUACUCUUUAUAAAGUUUUCCCUUGACUUUUUUAGUUUCUAAAGGUUUGCUACUGGGUUGUGAAAGACCUGAGUGAGAUGGCUUUUGUCUCUUUGCUCCCGGCACUCAUCAGACGACCACCUGUCUUAGUGAGAAAUGCUGGAGUGGCAUUUUAUAUACUGUAUUAUGUAGUGUGUGUGUGUGCGCUUUGUUAUCAGCCACACACACUUGUAGGGCUGCUGAUGAUAGACAGAAGAUGCAAAAUUGAUUUAUUCUUUAUAACUUUAUUUACACUUGUUAAUUAUAUGUCUUUUCAUUUACACAAAAACAUACACAAAGGUUCCAUUCACAUUGUGGAAAAAUUAUGGCUGUUUCUUGUCCUCAUCUAUCUUACACACACACACACACACACACACACAGUAGUUUCUCUCUCAUCAUAGAAAAUUUACAGCAGUUUCUAUUCCUCAUCUGCCAACACACACACACACACACAUAAUAAUUUUCACUCAUUGUACAAAAAAUUAAUUAGUUUUUUUCAUCCUUGUCUAUCUUACAAACACAAGAAGAUCCACUCAUAUAUGAAAAAAAUAAUGCUUUGUUGCCCUUCUUAACUACCUUACACACACACACACACACACACACACAGCAAUGGUUCCACACUCACACCAUACAAAAGUACAUCUCUCGUGGCACCAGGUACACCCUCCAAUUAUCACAUCAGUGCCAGGUGUAGUGUGCCUCAACCCUUCCAUGGCUGGUCAUUGCCUCGUUCCUGGUUCAUUAACUGCUCUAAGACAUUUCCCCUUGUUCUGCUGCCACCUCGUACCAUUGCACUGGCUGGGAAGUUUAUAAUACAUUUGUUUCUUUGUUUUCUUUGAUGUUUAUAAAGAUUUCAUUGUUCUUGGUGGUGUGAAUUGCUGAGUGCUGUGCUGUGGGUUCUUCCAUUACUUGUCUUGCUCCUCGCAGCUCACUAGACGCUUCACACUCCUGGAAAACCUUGGAAUGAGGAAAUAAAAGCAAGGAGAAAGAAAGAAAGGGUAAUAAUUGAAACUGUGUGACGGAAACAAGAGGAAGGAGAAGGAAAAGUAAUAGUUGUUGUUUCAUUGCAUGCUACUGAUUUGUUCUUUGUUGUACUGGUCUCUCUCUCUCUCUCUCUCUCUCUCUCUCUCUCUCUCUCUCUCUCUCUCUCUCUCUCUCUCUCUCUCUCUCUCUCUCUCUCUCUCUCUCUCUCUCUCUCUCUCCAGUUUUUAUUGUGUUUUAUUCAUUUAUUCCUCACCUUGGCUUCUUUCAAACUUCACUUAUUUUUCAAUGUUCAUUCAAUUUUUACUGUGCCUUUUUUUUUUUUUUUUUUUUUUCUCUCAUUUUGUCUCUUCAAACUCUACUGCUCUUUUAUUCUUUCUUUCAUUUCUUUUUACUAAUUUAUUACUUAUUUUCUCCAUUUUCAAAGCAGUGUACUUAUUUCUCAACUUGCAUUUCCUUUCACAGAUUUAUUUUUCAUUUUGUCCCUUCAAACUUUACUGGUCUUCCUGUUCUUCUGUUUUAUUGAUCCAUUUUUAAUAUUGCUUUUCAAACCAGUUACUCUUCAACUUUCACUCCAUUUUACAGAGCUGCUCUUCAUCCUGCUCUAUUAUUCUCCAAAUUUCAUUAAAUUUUAUGUAUAUAUUCUUUCUCUUGUCUCCUUCAUUAAUCUCAAUAUUGUUCACUUUCCUAAUUUAUUCUUCAUCUUGUCUUAUAUUCUUUGUCUUGUCUCCUUCGUUAAUCUCAAUAUUGUUCACUUUACUAAUUUAUUCUUCAUCUUGUCUUAUAUUCUUUGUCUUGUCUCUUUCAUUAAUCUCAAUAUUCACUUUACUAAUUUAUUCUUCAUCUUGUCUCCUUUUCAAACUUCACAGCUCCAUUAUUCAACUAUACAAUUUCAGACUUAUUCUUUGUCAUGCAGGAACAGGUAGCAUAAAUUUCCUGCAUUGACUAAACCACAUGAUCAUUAAUCUGGACUGUCACGAUGCACUGGCUUUCCUUCACAGCCAAGCACAGGAGAGGCUGGACCACCUUUUACUCCUCUUUGUCACAUAGGAAUAGGUGUGUGAACUUCCUGUACUGACUCAUAUAUAAACUGUGUGAUAAUUAACCUGGUCUAUCAUACUCUCCCAGGCCUUAUGUAUUCAAGAUUUAUACUACACUAUUAAAGAAGGAAAAGGA
Messenger RNA from Scylla paramamosain (green mud crab), 4324 nucleotides. RefSeq names its product F-box only protein 7-like. The transcript is spliced from 2 exons. NCBI's taxonomy places the organism in Eukaryota, Metazoa, Arthropoda, Malacostraca, Decapoda, Portunidae. Gene Ontology annotation, biological process: positive regulation of autophagy of mitochondrion. Bases 82 to 1542 code for a protein of 486 amino acids. The record is from RefSeq and is a predicted model, not a curated record. Gene Ontology annotation, molecular function: protein kinase binding.